Mercenaria mercenaria is the source of this 1071-nucleotide messenger RNA. RefSeq lists its product as uncharacterized. The record is from RefSeq and is a predicted model, not a curated record. Gene Ontology annotation, molecular function: protein binding. Bases 102 to 830 code for a protein of 242 amino acids. The transcript has 2 exons. Lineage: Eukaryota; Metazoa; Mollusca; Bivalvia; Venerida; Veneridae.
AUCUUCCUUCUUCCUUUUUAAACGAAUGAAAACAUAACGCAAAAAGACCUUUUAUAACUCAAGUUUUAAGCACAGAACCGCAUGAACUCACUACAGAAAAGAUGACUUCACAAGCCCUUUUACUGUUUUUCGUUGUUACUGCAUUUUUCGUGUUAAUAGCCGAAGGGACUGAAUAUGAACAUAAGUCAAACGAGGAGCAGUUGCUAGAGAAAAUAUCUAGUUUAGAAGUUAAAGUAGGAAUACUUGAGAAUCAAGAUGAAAUGAGGAGCAAGGUUAUAAAAGAUGUAAUUGCAAAGGAAAUCGCUGAAAUAAAGACGGCGCUGGAACCACUUAACGAGAAACACCGGAAGCUGUCAGAGGAUGUUGCAAAUCUGAAAGCGGAAAAGUUUAACAAGACGGUGGAGUCCACACGUGCAGUAGGGAACGGUACUGGUCAAAUUAUUGCCUUCAGUGCAUACGAUCCUACUUCUAAAACCUUCAGUACAGGACAAACCUUUGUGUUUAGGAGCGUUGAUUUUAAUGAAGGUAACGGCUACAAUUCUUUAAGCGGUGAGUUCACAGCACCAGCAGGCGGUUUAUAUCAGUUUUCAGUUCACGUGUGCAAUGGCGAAGGGAAACACGUAGCUUCAGCUAUUGUCCAUGACGGUACUUACGUCGCAUACAGUGUCCAAUAUCAACCCUCGGGAAGCAGCUGCAGUUCAGUAAACGCAUUGCUUAUGAUGACACCGGGUCAGAAAGUCGUUGCUAAGUGCACUCACCCUACUAAGUUGUUAGAAGAUCAGUGUCGUCGUGCAACAUUCAUGGGUAUUCUUAUUCAUAAAACAGCCUAGCUGUAGACAUAUCAGUUUUCAGUUUUGACUGAUUUUUUAACAAAACUUUUCAAGUGUUGUCACAUGUGUAGCAAGUUUACAAUAGACUUUUAGAUAAGAUUUAGAAUGCGUUCACCAAUGUGUGACCGCAUCGCCGUUUAUACAGUAUCAAACAGCAGGCAAUUGUUUAACAUUUCAAUACUUUUGCACAAAAAUGCAUAUUGUAUAAGAACAAUGAGACAAUAAAAAUAUUUCAGAAGUA